Lotus japonicus is the source of this 1287-nucleotide messenger RNA. RefSeq names its product basic leucine zipper 34. The transcript has 6 exons. The record is from RefSeq and is a predicted model, not a curated record. Bases 178 to 966 code for a protein of 262 amino acids. Gene Ontology annotation, biological process: regulation of DNA-templated transcription. NCBI's taxonomy places the organism in Eukaryota, Viridiplantae, Streptophyta, Magnoliopsida, Fabales, Fabaceae. Gene Ontology annotation, molecular function: DNA-binding transcription factor activity.
CUCCCUCUCCUUAUUAUUAUACAACAAGAAAACCAAUGUUUUUCUUUUCAAAAGAACUUCAUUCUGAGUUAACAGCCUUGGAAAUUCACACAAACAAACUUACAACAAUGACGAGGGGCUGACCAGUUUAUUCCUAAGCCCCUGCGUCUCUGGGUCAUAUACCUGACUAAUUAAGACAUGGAAGCUUCAAAUAGUUUAUCAAAUUUGAGAAACUCUCAACAACACAUAGGACCAGUUCUGCUGCCCCCUAACAUGGCAUAUGAAACUGAAUUUGAAGCAUUCUCAGAACCCAAAGAGGGGUUGCGGCGCCACCAACGUACAUUCUCAGAUAGCAUGCUAAUUGAGGAAACACCAUCUUGGGUGAAGGAACUCCUUGAUGAGCCUGAUACACCACUUUUCAGGAGUCAUCGAAGAUCAUCAAGUGAUUCCAUUGCUUACUUUGAAUUAGGACCAACAGCUGAGGAGUCAGAUGCCAUAUAUGAAAAACAAAAUGUAUCAGAUCCACAAGGCUCCUUUGUGCAGCAGCAUCGUUGCUUGCAACCCAAUCCUUCCUCAAACAGAACAGAUUCAAAACGUGUCAAGAGGCACUCAGCUCAACAUUACCGGGCCAGGAAAGUUCAAUACAUUGCUGAACUGGAAAGAAGUAUCCAAGUUUUGCAUGCUGAAGGAUAUGAAGUUUCAGCCGAACUUGAAUUUCUUGAUCAGCAAAACCUCAUAUUAGGCAUGGAGAACAGGGCUCUCAAACAGAGGUUGGACAGUUUGUCCCAAGAGCAGUUCAUCAAAUCCUUGGAGCAAGAAGUGCUUGAGAAAGAAAUCACAAGGCUUAGAAACCUUUAUCAACAGCAACAACAAAAACAACAGCAGAAACAUCAUAGCAAGCCUCGAUCUAAACAUCAAGAUCUAGAUGCCUCAUUUGCCAAACUUUCUUUGAAGAACAAGGGAACCGAAUUGCAGAAAGCUAGAUAGUUUCCUCCAGAAAGUGCUACCUUGUGUUUCAUAACUUUGAUUCUCUCAUUUUCUACAAUUAAAUGUCCUUUUAAGGUUUUGCAAUAUAGUGCAACCCCUCCAUAUAUAGAAUCUCUAGUUUACAUGGUAGAAUGUUCCCAUUAUAGUGGAUCUCUUAGAAGAAAAUUGAAUCAAAUUGGCAGCUGCCAUUUGUGACAUAAUGUAUGCCUUGCUUGGUGUUGUGCCACUGCUAUGGACAACAGCAUAUGGUCACAUUAGGCUGUAAAAUUCUCUAUGCAAAACUCUUCAUGUUAUGCUAAAUAAAUUUCCUAUUAGCCAUCC